Trichoderma aggressivum f. europaeum is the source of this 1809-nucleotide messenger RNA. RefSeq lists its product as uncharacterized. NCBI's taxonomy places the organism in Eukaryota, Fungi, Ascomycota, Sordariomycetes, Hypocreales, Hypocreaceae. The record is from RefSeq and is a predicted model, not a curated record. Gene Ontology annotation, molecular function: transmembrane transporter activity. Gene Ontology annotation, biological process: transmembrane transport. Bases 1 to 1809 code for a protein of 602 amino acids. Gene Ontology annotation, cellular component: membrane. The transcript has 6 exons.
AUGGCUCACACACCCGAUCUGAAGCAGCCAAAGGAUGAGUUUCUCUCUCAUGUUGAAGACACAGGUCCUAGUAUCUCUCACAAUGUCAACGCAAAGAUUUGGAACCCCUUGAUGGGGAUAUCCAAGGAUAAUCUCCGUUCUCAAGUCAGCGCCUUCUGUAGAGAGUAUGGCUUCCAAGACAAGGAAGACAUUUUCUUUAGAGGCGCUCUAGCAGCUCAAAACCCAGUUGAAUAUGAAGAUAUUCCAGAGCUGACUGACGAUGACAAGUAUUGGCUGAGGCGCGAGGUUACCAACAGGUGGCAUUUGCCCAAAGCUCUUUACUACACCAUUGCGCUUUGCUCUUUGGGCUCUGCCAUCCAAGGCUGGGACAACACGGGUGCUAAUGGCGCGAAUCUUUCAUUCCCCAAAGAAUUUGGCAUCGAGGACAAUGGUUGGCUUGUUGGCGUCAUCAACUCGGGACCGACGCUCUUCGGUCUCCUCAGUGCUUGGGCAGCUGAUCCAGUGAACAACCUUCUUGGUCGAAGGGGGACUGUCUUUGUUACAGGCUUGUUCUGUAUCUUUCCCGUCUUGGCUCAAGCCUUUACACAGAACUGGUGGGGUCUGAUGAUUUGCCGCUUGUUCAUGGGUCUUGGAAUGGGUAUCAAAAUCUCGACAAUCCCGGUCUUCUCCGCAGAGGUCGCGCCAGCAUCUAUUCGAGGCGGAUUAGUUACAAGCUUCCAACUGUGGGUAUCAUUCGGAAUGUUUGUGGGAUAUUGUGUCAACCUGAUUUUCUAUCGAGUUGGAAAGUUGGCGUGGAGAUUCCAACUUGCAUCUGCAUUUGCCCCAGCCAUUCCUGUGGUAAUCUUUGUCUGGUUCUGCCCUGAAUCGCCUCGAUGGCUGAUGAAGAAGCGACGGUAUCCCGAAUCGUACCAGUCCUUCUGCCGGCUAAGAAAUAGUGAGAUGCAGUCGGCAAGAGAUCUGUAUUACGCACACUGCCAGGUUAUGGAAGAGAGAGAUGCCUUUGCCGGUGUAAGCUUUUGGCACCGAGCAUUAGAGCUUGUUACGAUCCCCCGUUUGCGACGAGCUGCUGUUGCCAGUGGAUGGAUCGUCAUCAGCCAACAGUUUUCAGGAAUCAACAUCAUGGCCUUCUAUAGCUCAACAAUUUUCGUUGAGGCCGGCUACUCAACACUUAGCAGCCUCCUUGCCUCCAUGGGGUUUGGCCUUGUUCUCUUCAUUUUCGCUUUUCCAGCAGUUUAUACCAUGGAUACCUUCGGCCGCCGCAAUCUACUUCUCACAACCUUCCCAAACAUGGCCUGGUGCCUUCUCGCGGCUGGACUCUGUUUUCUCAUGUCAGCCGAGAACAGCGCUCGGAUUCCCUGCAUAGCGUUCUUUGUCUACCUCUUUACUGCUUUCUAUGGCCCUGGUAUGGGUCCGCUACCAUCCAUCUACUUUUCUGAGGCAUUUCCCUUGUCUCACCGCGAGCUUGGCGCCGGCUUAACAAUCUGCAUUAAUAACGCUGUCGGCAGUGCUUUGAGUCUUACGUUCCCUUCGCUGCUGAAAGCACUUGGGCCUACUGGUGCAUUUGGUUUUUACGCGGGAUUAAAUAUGCUUGCUUUUGUUGUCAUCUUCUUCAUUGUUCCAGAAACAAUGAAACGCACUCUAGAAGAGCUUGAUUACAUUUUUGGUGUACCAACAAGACGCCAUAUUUCUUAUCAAGUUGGCACUUGGCUACCUUGGUUCAUUAAGAAGUACAUCUUCUUCCAGCGCAAAGCGAAGCUUGAGCCUUUGUAUAAGCUAGACGGUUCAGCCGAUACAACAGGCAAUCAGUAG